Molecule: messenger RNA, 2291 nt
Organism: Girardinichthys multiradiatus
Lineage: Eukaryota; Metazoa; Chordata; Actinopteri; Cyprinodontiformes; Goodeidae
Product: H-2 class I histocompatibility antigen, Q9 alpha chain-like
Exons: 8
Coding region: 28-1101 (357 amino acids)
Biological process (GO): immune response
Cellular component (GO): external side of plasma membrane
Source: RefSeq, a predicted model, not a curated record
CAUGGGACCGCUGUGCUGGAGGACAAAAUGGACAAAAUGCUCCCCUUUAUGGUUUUUGUUCUGCUGGGAAUACACAGCUCUGCUGCUGUGACCCACUCCCUGAAAUAUUUCUACACUGCAUCGUCUCAAGUCCCAAACUUCCCAGAGUUUGUGUCUGUUGGUUUGGUUGAUGAUCUUCAGAUUGAUUACUAUGACAGCAACACCCAGAAAGAUGUGCCCAAACAGGACUGGAUGGAGAAGAACAAUGAUGAGCAGUACUGGGAGACAGAGACUGGAAAACGUCAGGGUGACCAGCAGACCUUCAAAGCCAAUAUUGAAAUUGUAAAGCAGCGCUUCAACCAAACUGGAGGUGUCCACAUUGUCCAGUACAUGUACGGCUGUGAGUGGGAUGAGGAGACUGGACAGGUUACUGGGUAUCGACAGUUUGGCUAUGAUGGGGAAGACUUUCUAACAUUGAACGCAGAGACAAACACAUGGAUCGCUCCACAACAACAGGCUACAAUUACUACAAACAAAUUGAACGAUAACAAAGCUUUUCUGGAGUCUGAUAAGAAUUACCUCAACCAGGAGUGUCCUGAGUGGCUGAAGAAGUAUGUUAACUAUGGAAGGAGCUCUCUGAUGAGAACAGAUCUUCCAUCAGUUUCCUUUCUCCAGAAGACUUCCUCCUCUCCAGUCAGCUGCCACGCUACAGGUUUCUACCCGAACAGAGCUGAGAUGUUCUGGAGGAAAGAUGGAGAAGAGGUUCAUGAUGGUGUGGACAAAGGAGAGAUCCUCCCUAACAAUGAUGGGACCUUCCAGAUGAGUGUGGACAUAGAUCUGUCCUCUGUUGCAGCUGAAGACUGGACCAAGUAUGAAUGUGUGUUUCAGUUCUCUGGAGUCAAAGAAGACGUCACCCACAGACUGGAGAAAACAAGGAUCUUGACCAAUAAAUCAAAUACCAUCAAUCUGAUCAUCCCUGUUGUUGCUGCUGUUGUGCUCGUUGGUCUCAUUGGUCUGAUUGGAUUCAUUAUUUACAAGAAGAUGAAGAACGCCAAGCGUCCUCCUUCUCCUGUGGAGAACCCUCAGGCCCCAGAGGAAACCAAGUUUCUUCCAGAACCAUGAAGAAACAGAACCAGGACAACACAAAGCUGUUCAUGGAUAAAGUUUGCACUGAAACAAGAAACACCUCCACUCUCUCUAUUACUGGUGAAAUGUAAUUCAUGUUAAAUUUUAACAGACGUGAAUCCAGUGAUAAAAUUGAUGAAUAUUGUAAAAACGUACAAUAACUGGUUCAAAUGCUGUUAAAAUCAAAUAGGAGUGAUACUAAUAUAUUUCUUCUCUGGAAAGAUCUAAACAAUUAAAACCAAACUAAACCUUUGACCCAGACACAAUUAUUCUGACCAAUGGAGUUGAUCUACAAAAAUCAGACAUUUUACUUUGUCUGGUUUCUGGAUUUUCUUAUAAAUGAAUGAAUUAAUAAUGAUUAAUGUUACACUUGGAGAUUUACAUAAACAGACUAACCUUGUACAUUUUUUCUACAUCAGAAAUAUAUGGUUAGAAUGAUGAGUUUUAUUCUUUUGGAUGAAAAUAUUUGUAUUUCAUUAAAUGAAACGUUGCACAUAACUUCAUGGAAGUUAAAACAAUUGGAGAUAUUAGAUACUGUUCCUGUUAGUGUAAUGAUAGUAAGUUUUGUUUGUGUUAAACUGUUCUGAUCCAAUCAACUACAGAUACAUUAAUCUAGCUGUCAGAUAUUCAUUAUAACCACUGAGUUAAGUUUUUAUCAUGGUGAUGAUUUCAUAUCUGAAUUUAAUUUCUAGAUGUGUUGCUGUUCACCUAAUUCUUUCAAAAAUAUUUUUUUUUGGGUAAAUUAUAUAUUUUCUUUCAUAGUCUUUCAGCUAAAUAUAGUUUAUUUUGUCUGUCUUUCAUUUUUAUUUUACUUCUGAUUAAAACAGCUUUAAAAUAGUUUUUUUUCUUUAAUCUUUUCUAUCUGAUGUAUACAUGAAAAAUAUUGUGCAAGUUUUUUUUUUUGCUAUUUUAUAAACAUGAUCUGGGGCUUAAAUAAGUUCUAUUGUUGGGUUUAGUAUAUUGGUGUUCUGUAAAUUUUGUUUGCAUUUAAAUACAUUUCCUCCAAAUCUAGCAUUUUUUGUUCUUUUAUAUUGUUAGACAAGGCUGAAUUUCUGUAUAUGCUUCAGAGUUUAUAAAUACUGCUAAACUAUUUCUGACCCAAUGAGCCUGACCUAAAGAUACUUUUGUGGUUUUCUUGAACAGUAACUUACCCAACAAACAAAGUGGAGUAAAAUGUUUUUAUUUGA